AUGGAAGCACUUCCUCUAAUAGUCUGGUUAGCGUUGGUAGCUGUAAUAUGUUACGAGGCUCACGAAAAUGUUGAUGAAUUUAUGGAGCAAAACAAGGUUCUAAGAUUCACGUACAGGAAAAAAUAUCGGCCUGCUUAUCAUAUUUCAGCCCCUAUGGGCUGGCUCAACGCUCCCAGCGGAUUCGUGCACUUCAAGCAGGAGUACCACAUCUUCUACCAAUACUACCCCUACAAUGGAGCAUGGGGUACCAUGCGUUGGGGUCACGUCGUCAGCAAGAAUCUCGUCGACUGGUAUUAUGCGUCACCAGCCUUAAUCCCUAAAGAAUAUUACGAGUUACACGGCUGUUUCUCCGGGAGUGCUGUCGUCGAAAACGAGUACCUCACGCUGUUCUACACAGGAGUGCGAAUAAUGUUCAACAUCACCACACGAACGCAGAACAUUGCUGUCAGCACCGACGGAGUCUAUUUUGAGAAACACCUCCAUAAUCCCAUAAUAAGAAAAAAUAGAGAUGACGCCCGGAACCCUAAAGUCUGGAAGUUUCGUAACAACUGGUACAUGGUCCUCGCAUCGACGUCACGUACUGGAACACCUCGGAUCACUUUGUAUAUCUCCGAAGAUUUGUUUAAUUGGAAUUAUAAUGGCACUAUAGUGGAAUCUUUAGGUGAUAUGGGGACCUUAUGGGAGCACCCAGACUUCUUUGAGAUGGAAGGUCAGUACGUUCUAACGUUCACAGUUCGUGGACUGGUGCCGGAUAUCGACAGAUUCAAGAAUAUCUACCAUACGGGUUACGUAUUGGGAAAAUUUAACUAUCUGACUGCGAAGUUUGAAGACGUGGAAAUUUCUAUGGCAACAUUCAACGAACUGGAUUACGGUCACGACUUUUACGCCGCGCAUUCUAUGCAGGCUUUGGACGGCAGACGGCUGAUGGUUGGCUGGCUGGGAAUGUGGCAGAGUGACUUUGAAGAGCUGAGAGAUGGCUGGGCCGGUAUGCUGACACUUAUCCGAGAAGUGAGUUUGAGCGAAAAUGAAAAAAUAUUGUUGCAACCACUGAGGGAAAUAGUCGACUUAAGACUGGAAUUACUUGAAAGUGCAUUUUACCACCCCGGUGAAACAUUUCAAGCGGGGACGAAGUACUUUGAAUUACUUUUGAAUGCUUCGACAACCAUUAAUGAUGUUGGCCUGACAUUCGACUGGGGUGGAGAUAAGCAGUUUGUAAUAAAAUACCUAUCAAAGCGUGGGCAGAUUUUGAUAGACCGCGGAGGCACAGACGGUGUUAGGAGAGCUGACUGGGUGCCUGAUAGACAGAUCUUUUGGCGUAUCUUCAUGGAUUCGAGUUCGGUUGAGCUGUACUGCGGAGAAGGAGAGGUGGUCUUUACGAGUAGAAUUUAUCCAAAGAAGGGCCUGAUUGUGAAAAUCGAAGGAGAACAGAUGGUCCACAUAGUUCAACAUAAAUUGCGAAGAAGUGUAUCUUAUAGCGAGCAUUUACGAGAGCACCUCAGAGAAAUGCACGAGUUAACUUUGCAAAAUAACGUAGACAAUAGAAAAUUUAAUGGGUUUUGUAAAUAA
Amyelois transitella is the source of this 1566-nucleotide messenger RNA. RefSeq names its product sucrose-6-phosphate hydrolase. Gene Ontology annotation, biological process: carbohydrate metabolic process. The coding region runs from base 1 to 1566 and encodes 521 amino acids. NCBI's taxonomy places the organism in Eukaryota, Metazoa, Arthropoda, Insecta, Lepidoptera, Pyralidae. The record is from RefSeq and is a predicted model, not a curated record. The transcript has a single exon. Gene Ontology annotation, molecular function: hydrolase activity, hydrolyzing O-glycosyl compounds.